Nilaparvata lugens (brown planthopper) is the source of this 4498-nucleotide messenger RNA. RefSeq lists its product as uncharacterized. The transcript has a single exon. Gene Ontology annotation, molecular function: zinc ion binding. The record is from RefSeq and is a predicted model, not a curated record. Bases 145 to 2310 code for a protein of 721 amino acids. NCBI's taxonomy places the organism in Eukaryota, Metazoa, Arthropoda, Insecta, Hemiptera, Delphacidae.
CAGUUUUUAUUGAUUCGAUUAUUAUAUCAGCUAAAUAUGGAAUUCAUUUCAAAUAAUAAAUUGUGUUUGUAUUAGUGCGACGUGACGAUUCCCAAAUAUUAUUGAUUAUUAGUUUUGUAGGUAGGUACUGAAAAAUAAUUUACUAUGUCAUCUUUGUCGUGUCCCAUUUGUCAUAAACCGUUCACAAAGCCUUACAGUAUGAAAAGGCAUUACAUUAGAAUUCAUCCCAAUGAUAAAAUGCCGGAAUACUUGUCUCCAAAAGUCAAAGACUCUGCUGCAAUGAAAUGUGCAGUAUGUGACAGCAUCCAGCAUAACUACGGCGAUCUUCAAUGUCAUUUGUUGAGUCAUAACAUUAAAUUAGAGACAGAGGUUAUAACUUUUAAUAAGGAAGCUGAUUUUUAUGAUUGGAAACAACGAUUGGAAGAUGAAGAAAAAGUUCAAUAUGUUCAGAAUACUGGAAGAAGGGUUUCGACCAAUAAUUCUACCAUUACUUAUUUUAUUUGCCAUAGAUCCGGUAUUUACAAGCCGGUAGUAGAAAGAAAACGUCAACUCAAGAUUCAAGGUUCGUUAAAAAUCAAUGCAUACUGCCCAUCUAGGAUAAAAGCUACUUUUAAACCUGGAGGAAGUGUAAUUGUAGAAUUUUGUUGGACACAUUUAGGACAUUCAAAUGAUUUGGCUCAUCUUAAUUUGUUAUGUGAUAUAAAAUUGGAGUGUGAGCGUCCAGAAGGCAAAACUCAGUCUGUUUCACAUAAAUCUUCUAGGUCAGGAAAUAGGAGUCCAGAAGGCAAAACUCAGUCUGUUUCACAUAAAUCUUCUAGGUCAGGAAAUAGGAGUAAUGAUUCAAAGAAUAUUCUACCCUCUGAAAACGAAUUACGAAAAAUCAAAUUUCGUCAUAAGAUGUCUUUAAAAUUAAAAGCAGACUCUGUAGUCAAAUGCAAUGAUGUUUUGGAACCCACAUGGAAAAUAGUUUCUGCUGAUGAGCAACUGUGCAAGGUGAAAUCGUUGAAAAAUGUCUGCGAGUGUCAGUUAUUUUGCAAAUAUUGCAAAGUUUGUUCUCAUAAAUACCGAUGUACUUGUCCUGAUGCUUCUGUGAAAGGAAAUCUCUGUAAGCAUAUGCAUUUAGUGUGUCAAGUUAACAAUCUGGAUGGUAGAACUAUCCAGCAUAACUCAUCAAACAUAUUAUCUUCAAAAACUGACAUUGUCUCUAGUCGUGAAUCUGAAGAGAAUGUCUCUAGUCGUGAAUCUGAAGAAAAUGUCUCUAGUCGUGAAUCUGUAGAAAAUGUCUCUAGUCGUGAAUCUGAAGAAAAUGUCUCUAGUCGAGAAUCUGAAGAAAAUGUCUCUAGUCAUGAAGCUGAAGAAAAUAAUUUGGAUAAGCCUACUAACUAUGAAUUAACUCAGUUGGUCUCUGAAGUGAAUCAGCUUAACUGUGCAGCAACGCCGUUGAAUUGUGAAGAAACCCUCCUGUCAAUUGAACCAGACGAAUUGAACUUUGAAGCUGAACCAUUUAUAUUAGAUUGUGGAGAAGAUAUUUUAAAUUGUGAUACAGAUGAUCUGACUUGUGAUACAGAUCAAUUGAAUUGUGUUACAGACCAAUUAAAUUGUAAUGGAAACCAAUUUGAUUUUGAUACAGCGGAAUUGAAUUGUGAUGAAACUCUACUAGAUUGUGAUACGAACCAAAUAACGUGUAACACAAGUCAAUUGAGUUGUGACACUACCCAAAUGACAUGCAACAUGAAUCAAUUGAAAUGUGACUCACCCCUAAUUACGUGUAACACUAAUCAAAUGAGUUGUGACACUACCCAAAUGACUUACAACAUGAAUCAAUUGAACUGUGACGCAACCCUUAUGACUUGUAACACAAAUCAAUUGAAUUGUGACACAACCCAAAUAACAAGUAACAAAAAUCAAUUAAAUUGUGAAACAACUCAAAUAACUAGUAACACAAAUCAGUCGAAUUGUGACACAACCCAAAUAACUUGUAACACGAAUCAAUUGAAUUGUGAUACAACCCAAAUGACUAGUAACACAAACCAAUUUAAUUUUAAUGCAGCCCAAUUGAAUUGUAAUGCAACUCUACUAAAUUGUGAUACGAACCAAAUAACUAGUAACACAAAUCAAUUAAAUUGUGACACGACCCAAAUAACUUGUAACACGAAUCAAUUGAAUUGUGAUACAACCCAAAUGACUAGUAACACAAACCAAUUUAAUUUUAAUGCAGCCCAAUUGAAUUGUAAUGCAACUCUACUAAAUUGUGAUACGAACCAAAUAACUAGUAACACAAAUCAAUUAAAUUGUGACACAACCAAAUAACUUGUAACACGAAUCAAUGAAUUGUGAUACAACCCAAAUGACUAGUAACACAAACCAUUUAAUUUUAAUGCAGCCCAAUUGAAUUGUAAUGCAACUCUACUCAAUUGUGAUACGAACCAAAUAACUAGUAACACAAAUCAAUUAAAUUGUGACACAACCCAAAUAACUUGUAACACGAAUCAAUUGAAUUGUGAUACAACCCAAAUGACUAGUAACACAAACCAAUUUAAUUUUAAUGCAGCCCAAUUGAAUUGUAAUGCAACUCUACUAAAUUGUGAUACGAACCAAAUAACUAGUAACACAAAUCAAUUAAAUUGUGACACAACCCAAAUAACUUGUAACACAAAUCAAUUGGAAUGUGACACAACCCAAAUGGCUUGCAACACAAAUCAAUUGGAUUGUGACACAACCCAAAUGGCUUGCAACACAAAUCAAUUGGAUUAUGACACAACCCAAAUGUCUUGCAACACAAAUCAAUUGGAUGCGUUCCUAAACGAAUCAAAUUCCAGUACAUGUGAUUUUGAUUGUGACACUAUGCAAUUAAAUUUUGAUGAAGAUGAAUUGAACCGUGAAAUCCAAAAAUUAAAUUACGAAUCAAACCAAUUGAAUUAUGAUACAAGACAUUUGCUUUUUGAUGAUAUGAAUCAAAAUAAUUUUCGAAUGGAUCUAGACGAAUUAACCAACGCUAAAAAUGAAAUAUUUGAUGAAUUUAGAAAUUUGUUAGAAUCAGCAAAAACAGAGCAUGAUAUAAAUCUGCUUAAAAUAGGUGUAAGGGGACUUAAAACUUUCAUUGAAACUAUUGAAAUAACUCAAGAUCAAGGCAUCCAGUUACCUAAGUUUGAUCAAAGAACUGAAAAGGAUGAUUCUAUGGUUAAAUUGAUGGUAAUGUAAUUGUGAAAUAAUUGUGACUUCUUCUAUUAAAUAGGCCUACAUGUGCGAACUCGAUUCAUUUAUAUGUGUAAUCUAAAAAAAGAUUAUUGUUGUAAGUCAUUAACUAUUGAUAUUGUUCUCCUUAAGUUUGUGUAAGUAAUUCUAAGUGAAAAUUUUGUCUAGUGUCUUGAAAAUACAAAACCUCAUCCAUACAAUUUUUUUCUACAUGGAAAUUGAUGUCAACUAUAAAUUAAUAUUUGUCCAACCUAUUAUUUGUUACAUUUACCAUGCCCUAUUCUUUGAGAAAUUAUUUUUCGGUCUGAAGUUUGGGCUACAAAUGAGUCAUGUGAGAAAUUUAUAGUGAAAUAAAUCUAUCAUGAGAAUUAAUCAUCAGUAACUGAGUAUCAAAUUGUAAGAAGGUGAAUUGAUAAGAGUAGUGACUAAUUAAUAUCAAAAUUAAUCAAAGAAUAAGUUUCAAUAUUUUUUAUUGACAUAAUUGAGUGUAAAAUACUCGUAAUAUACAGACAUUAUAGAAACUACCAUUUGGUAUUAGAAAUUAUAUGAAACUGUGACAGAAGCCUUCGUGGUUUUGUUUUUGAACCGCCGCCAUUCCCCAUUUUUAAUGUACUGGCUCGUUCUUAAAAUCGAAGAGAUUUUGCAAACAAAGCGGCUGUAGCUUGUUUUUUAUCUCCAUUGAAUCUCCUCAGCUCUGAUAUUACCUGAAAAAAAAAUCAACAAAUUUUCAAUAAAAAUCAAAUGAGCCCAUAUUUUGAAGUACACUUUUUCACGGUUUAAUACUGUAUUGAGUUUGAAGAGAGAUUGUUUCACCCUUGCGUCAUGAACCAGUCGACAAAUCUCUCCAAAAUGUGUUGUUCAUAUCUCAUCUAAAGCAAUCACCCCUACACACAGAUGUAUAGUCUUCGUAGGGGUAUUCCAUACAAUUUUUGUAUUACAAUUGUAAUAUUGCAUUAUCUAAUGUAAUAAAGAAUAUUUUUAUUUUAUUUGAAAACCUUCAAGCUUGACUUUUUAUAAUACAUUAAAAUACUACAGUACUUGAAACUUUAGUAAUGCUGAGAGCCAAAUUAACAGACUCAUUUAUUGUAAAAAAAAAAUCAAAAUAGUUUCAAGAUUAUGAUCUUGAUAAACAACCUUUUAUCUCCAAGCAAGUUCACACUGUUUUGUACUUUUCUGAUCAUGUAUGUUGUUGUUAUUGUACUGAUUAUGAAAAAAAAUUGAUAAAUUGAUUCAAAACUGUUUCCAAAGAUUUUGUAAAAUUGCUCCAUAUUAAUCUAAUAAAACCUUAAUAUUUUGUCGUAUA